CAAGCUGUCAUCCAUCCAUCAAACUACUACAUUUCUCAUCCCAUCUAGCACUCUUGUAAAAAUAAUUGAGAGAGGUGUCCAUUUUGACAGCAGCAAAAGAAAGUUAAUAACUUAGCUAUGUCAUCAAGAGUACUCAAGAAGUUACAAGGCGACAAUGAACUGGAACUACAACCCGAUGACGGGAUUGAAGAUCAAGGCUCCGAUGAUACGGAUGAAAUUGAUUUGGCAACAUACGACAAGCGCAGACAAUUAAAUAGAAAUCCUUUUGAUUUGCUGAAUCAACAAAGCCCCUCAGAGAGUGAAGUCAAGGAGGAUGACAACGAGACGGAGCAUGCAUCAACAGCAGCUAAUCUCCCCUCGGGACCAAUUUCCAAGAAGAAAAAGAAGAAGAGGAAGAAGAAAAGCGCUAAACAUCAUGGCAAUCACAUUAGUAGUGAGGAUAACGAUUUGACGGACAAAUAUCUAAGCGAUAUUGAUUCAUUGAUUGGGAAAGUAUGUGAAACUGGCAACACUGCAACGGCAACUCGGGUGGACUUGGACAAAACCCUACUCUCCGUUGAAUUGAAGAACUUGCAUCCGCUUAAUGAAAUGCGACGCACAUUCGGCAAACGUGUUGUAAAGCUUGAAAAUAAGCGAGGACGUCAAAAGUUGACUCUGAAAUCAACCUAUUUGGUUACCGCCAAAGAAAGUUGGCCUCCACUCACCAAGAACAUAAUCACAAUGAAACCAUGUGCCCCACCAGAAAACACCGAGGCAUCGGGUGACAAAACUCAAUGGUUUGCCUUUGAGCACAGUCAAUUCUAUCAGGGUGUGCAGAAUAUGUUUUUGGCAGCUCUUGACACAACAGAUUCAGAUCAACUUGUGAACUUAUUCACACGUUGUCCCUACCACGUGGACACUUUAAUUCAAUUGAGUGAAAUGUGUAAAAUCACCGACGACACUGCAAUGGCAUCGGAUCUUAUUCAGCGUGCUGUUCUCGUGUUGGAAACUUCACUUCAUCCCAGUUUCAGUCUUGUGUCAGGCAAUUCUCGAUUGGAUUACAAAAGACAAGAAAAUCGAGGAUUUUUCAUAGUCCUCUUCAAACAGGCGCAAUAUGUUGAGGCAAGAUCAUGCUGUCGUACCGCAUUUGAACUUUCCAAACUGAUAUUGAGCUUGAAUCCAGAUGUCGAUCCACUUGCAAUGGUUCUCAUUAUCGACUAUUACGCACUGCGAAGCAAGCAAUAUGCAUGGUUGGUAAAGUUCUAUGAAGAUUGGGACGCAAAGAGAAAUCUAUCACAGUUACCCAAUAUGGCAUAUUCAUAUGCCUUGGCUUUGUUUUACUUACUUGGAGACUGUGAGAAAGCAGACAAGGCUCUACAGUAUGCAUUGCUCAUGUUUCCCGGUGUACUUAGGCCACUUUUGGAUGAACUCUCAGUGCAAACAGAUUCUCGUGUGAUUGCAGCUACAUUUUUUAAUUCUGGCAUAUCCGGAAGUCAAUCACCAGCCUUGCAUCAAUUGGUGUGCCUGUAUGUUUGCAGAGCCAAAGUGGUUUGGAGGGAUACGAAUGUAUUGCUUUGGCUUGAACGAAACGUUAAUACGGUGUUGGAUAGAGUUGAAAAAGAUGACGAAGUUGUCAAUGAUUACAAUUCUAAGCGAUCACAAAGAUACGUUUCACCACCCAGAGUAAUUCUUCGACACGUUAUUCUUUCUGAUUAUGGAAAGAAGGUUCCACUGGCACAAUUUGUAGCAGGCGAAAAAGAAAUAAAUCUGUAUGACCCAUUGCCGCCCUUGGAGUCUAUCAACUUUUAUGAAAGGAAAUCAUCCAGUAGCAGUCCCACAACAGAUAACAAUCGUUCAAUUUCCAUGUUUUUCCAAUCGAUUUUGCCCACCUUCAAUGUACGAGCCGCACAAAAUGCUGCGGGAGCUGGUGGAGCUGCUGUCGCCGCUGGUGUAGGAGGCAUAGUUGGCGGUGGAAUAGGAUUACCAGUUGCCGCCGCCGCAUUACCCGCACCCGAUGCAGCUGUUGACGAUGAAGUUGCACAAGUUGACAGGCAUUUAGAGGAAUUAAACAUGAACUUGGAAAAUGCCGCUGCAGAAGGUGCAGCAGAAGUAAACGCCUCUUAUCGUGAACUCACAAGAUCAUUGACAUCUGUUGUUGAUGCAAUGAGAGAUUACCUAUCCAGUUUCCACAUCACCGAAACCCAAUCGCAAAAUGCUGAUGUUGAGGAAAAUGGUAGUUCUGAGGAGGACACAAGUGAUUAUUUCGAUUAGAAUCAGCAUUAAGAUAAGAUAUUUUUUAUUAAAACUUUUUCUUUUUUAUUUUCAAACAUUUUUAUUUUGGGCUAAAGAUAAAGAAUAAUAUGUAUUUCUUUUUUUUUUAUUUUGUUAUUGAUUUACAAAAGGAACUUUAAAAGAACAAGUUAAAAUCAAAAUGUAAGCAUAAAAUUUUAUUGAAAAAGAAAAAUGUAUUAAAUAAGAUAUAUAAUAUCAUGUUUUAAAAAAUAUCAAUCUUAUUAUGUGUAUCAAAUUUUGAAAGUAUAUAAAAAAAAAAUAUUUUAUUAUGUAUUCACUAUUCACACAAAUUUCAAAAGAAAAACAAACAAAUUACAAAAGUAC
Molecule: messenger RNA, 2595 nt
Organism: Episyrphus balteatus (marmalade hoverfly)
Lineage: Eukaryota; Metazoa; Arthropoda; Insecta; Diptera; Syrphidae
Gene: Nulp1
Product: transcription factor 25
Exons: 10
Coding region: 118-2250 (710 amino acids)
Cellular component (GO): RQC complex
Source: RefSeq, a predicted model, not a curated record